Messenger RNA from Alternaria atra, 1209 nucleotides. RefSeq lists its product as uncharacterized. Gene Ontology annotation, biological process: protein phosphorylation. The record is from RefSeq and is a predicted model, not a curated record. Gene Ontology annotation, molecular function: ATP binding; protein kinase activity. Bases 1 to 1209 code for a protein of 402 amino acids. The transcript has a single exon. NCBI's taxonomy places the organism in Eukaryota, Fungi, Ascomycota, Dothideomycetes, Pleosporales, Pleosporaceae.
AUGGGUCGCCUUCUCUCAAGUUCGAUCUCCCACAGUGCCCGAACUUUGUAUCACUUACGCUAUCGGGUCGCUGCUGUAUUCUUCAUACUUGCGUUAUUCCAGCAACAACAUCUGUACCUCACUAGUCGGCAAGCACUCUCGGAAAAGUACUCUGCGACCGAUUUCGAUUCACACAACGGAGGCCUGCAGACUCGAUCCUGGACGCCUGACGAUGGGUAUACAGUGUUCCAAGACGAGCUAAUAGCAAAUCGAGCAUCAUGGAAAGUGCUUGGCGAAGGCUGGGAAGGCAAGGUGUUCGCCUAUGAAGACUCAGUUAUCAAGACAUUCACACCGGGGCGGAGUCCGUUCCGGAAUUGCGCGCCUGACGCGACCAAAUGGCCCACGGAAAUACCCGCAUCACUACAAUUUGGAGGUACCGCUACCGACGAUGCGAACACAACACACGAUGGUUUCCUUCCUGUGAAGGCACAUUUUAUGGCUUCCACAACGCCUAGCGAGCCAGCGGAAUGGCAUCUCGUUACUCCCCUGUUGAGAAGCGGUAAUCUUGCUUCACUCGCCAGGAAGCUUUCCACGGAAGAACAGCCCAUGUCUUACGAGCAGAUUGAUGCGCGCUAUCGGCCGGCCUUCAACGGACUGUUGGAGAACAUGGGCACUCUUCACGGUGCAGGCUAUUGCCACGACGAUGUCAAACCGGGGAACGUGUUUAUCCAAGACGAGUCCCAUUGGGUGAUAGGCGAUUUGGGCAAUGUGCGGGAGGUGGAACACCCCUAUCAUUCUUCGCGUAUCUGGAAAGAUAAUGGGCAGCUAGACGAUUGCCGUGCAAACGACGUAGUACGAGCUUUGCAAUCGUACCUGAAGUUUGUUCAAUCUUCUGCCGCCGACGAGGAUGACUUCAAUGAAACCUUGUAUGGAGGCCAGGCACCCUUGAGCAGACUCUUUUGGUGGACACUUGCGGAUGCGCCAAGUAUGAGUGCAGAGGAGCUUCGUCAACGGUCUCUUGUAGAGUACCCAGAAGUGGCGCGUGAGAUUGAGGUUGAUGAUAGAUACCUCAAACCCACUCUGCCUCAUACUUUUCUGAGCCUGUUUUCUAAGCGUCGAGCGAUGAAAAAUGCGGUUGAUCAAGCACUUACGACACGAAUUGGUGAAACGCGCGCAAGAAUGUGGGGUAUGGUUUGGCUGUUUGGUGUACCCGAGUCGGAGAUCUGUUGA